UUGAAAGUUUCCCGUUUAUCCCACAACUUACAACACAUAUUUCAGAAAAUUGCUCCGCCCCGCUGAGCCCCGUUCCUCCCUUUGCUUUGUGCGUUUUUCCAGGGCUGCGCGGGGUGAAGUUGUGGGGAAAAGUUCACCAUGGAGAUUUAUUUUAUUUCAACCAUUUUAGCGGGCGCUCUCAUCCUCCCACUCGCCCUGAAAACCUGCUUCCCCUAUCUGUGGACGGAUCUCCGACACGUCGGGGUUUUCUUGCGGAUUUUGUUCAAGUACGUAGCGAUCCGCAGAAGGAGACCUCCCUUCUUCGCCCUGGACCGCUUCUUGGAGCGGAGCGCCGCGCUCCCGGACAAACCCUUCAUAGUGUUUGGAGACGAGGCCUACACGUACGCAGACGCGGACAGGGCGAGCAACAGGAUAGCCAACGCGCUGCGGUCUCAGCGCGGGUACGAGGCCGGAGUCAGCGCCGCCCUCUUCAUGGGCAACGAGCCCGGCUUCUUGUUUACCUGGCUGGCUCUGGCCAAGCUUGGCUCCCCCGUCGCUCUCCUCAACUACAACAUCCGCAGCAAGUCUCUGCUGCACUGCUUCAACUGCUGCAAGGCCAAGGUGCUGAUAGCAGCUGCAGAGCUAAAAGAGGCGGUGGAGGACGUGCUGCCCUCACUGAUGGAGCAGGGAGUCACCGUCCUCCUGUGGGCCCAACGCUGCGACACUCCAGGAAUCGAGAGCUUCUCGGAUAAAGUGGAGGCGGCCUCGGACACGGCGCUCCCCCCAUCGCUCAGGUCCCGUGUCACGCUCAGAAGUCCUGCCGUCUACAUAUACACCUCCGGCACUACCGGUCUCCCUAAGGCAGCUUUGGUCGACCAGAAUCGCCUCCUGUCAGCUCUGGCCGUUGUAUCUACGUACGGUGUAACAUCCAAGGAUGUAGUGUACGUCAAUCUGCCUCUUUACCACACAGCAGGGUUUGUCGUCGGGUUUUUGGGCUGCAUCGAAACAGGGUCAACUAUAGUUCUAAAAAGAAAGUUUUCUGCCUCUCAGUUCUGGGACGACUGCAGGAAAUACAACGUGACUGUUGUUCAGUAUAUUGGAGAAGUGAUGCGCUACCUCUGUUGCACCCCAAAGAAAGACAAUGACAAAGACCAUAAAGUAAGACUGGCCAUUGGCAAUGGUCUCCGAGCAGAAGUCUGGAAAGAGUUUCUCAAUCGCUUUGGAAACAUCCAGAUUUUGGAGUUUUAUGCCUCCACUGAGGGAAAUGUAGGAUUUCUCAACUACGCAGGGAAAAUGGGAGCUGUUGGACGAGUUCACUUUAUUCACAAGAAGUUGUUCCCCUACAUACUUGUGAAGUACGACACAGAGCGCGACGAACCGAUCCGAGACGCUAGCGGCCUCUGCGUCGAGGCCUUGAAAGGUGAAACAGGACUGCUGGUGUCAAAGAUCACAGACAUUGCUCCUUUCGUCGGAUAUGCCGAGAAUGAAGAACAGACGGAGAGGAAAAAGCUGCGCAACGUCCUCAAAAAAGGAGAUCUGUACUUCAACACCGGUGACCUCAUGAGGAUCGAUAAAGACAACUUCAUUUACUUUCAGGACCGUGUUGGGGACACCUUCAGGUGGAAAGGUGAGAAUGUCGCGACGACGGAGGUGUCCGACAUCCUCUCGAUGAGUGACUGUCUGCAAGAGGCCAACGUUUAUGGAGUCCAAGUGCCAGGCCAUGAGGGGCGCGUAGGAAUGGCAGCUGCGACGUUGAAGAGAGAUGCACAGUUUGACGGAAGCAAACUGCAUGACCACGUGGUUAGCUACCUGCCUUCAUAUGCACGGCCUCGCUUUAUAAGGCUGCAGAGUGCAGUGGAGGUCACGGGUACUUUUAAGCAGAUGAAAGUGAAGCUCGUGGAGCAAGGGUUCGAUCCAGAACAGAUCCAGGAGCCUCUUUACAUCCUCGAUGAUCGCGUUAGUAGCUACGUACCGCUGACAGCUGAGAUCUACAGCUCCAUCCUGUCAGGACACGUCAAGUUGUGAGGAGCUUCACUGGCCAGGUCCCGUCCUGUGACCUCGGCUCUAAGCAGGAAGCUAUAAUUACAGGAAGUGAGGUAACUCUUCCUCCUGAAACACAGAUAAGUUCAGCAAAAUAAAAUGCACACAUUAAAUGAUCAAACAAUAAAUA
Fundulus heteroclitus (mummichog) is the source of this 2149-nucleotide messenger RNA. RefSeq names its product very long-chain acyl-CoA synthetase. The record is from RefSeq and is a predicted model, not a curated record. Gene Ontology annotation, molecular function: long-chain fatty acid transmembrane transporter activity; long-chain fatty acid-CoA ligase activity. The transcript has 11 exons. NCBI's taxonomy places the organism in Eukaryota, Metazoa, Chordata, Actinopteri, Cyprinodontiformes, Fundulidae. Bases 139 to 2004 code for a protein of 621 amino acids.